Macadamia integrifolia is the source of this 2235-nucleotide messenger RNA. Its product is annotated as nucleobase-ascorbate transporter 3-like. Lineage: Eukaryota; Viridiplantae; Streptophyta; Magnoliopsida; Proteales; Proteaceae. Bases 90 to 2045 code for a protein of 651 amino acids. Gene Ontology annotation, cellular component: plasma membrane; plasmodesma. Gene Ontology annotation, molecular function: transmembrane transporter activity. The transcript has 16 exons. The record is from RefSeq and is a predicted model, not a curated record. Gene Ontology annotation, biological process: transmembrane transport.
CAGCAUCGAAGUUUGUGUGAAGAGGAAGAGGAAGAGGAAGAGGAAGAGGAAGGAGAAGGAAGUUCUCAGGAGGGAGAAACUGUGAAAUAAUGGUAGAGACGAACGAACCUCCACAGGUGGUGCCACCACCUCCAUCACUUGCAGCACCAAGAGGUGGUCCUGUCUUUCCCCCAGCAGAGCAGCUUAACCAGCUUCAUUACUGCAUCCACUCCAAUCCUUCAUGGCCGGAAACGGUUCUUCUGGCUUUCCAACAUUAUAUUGUGAUGCUAGGAACUACGGUCAUGAUUUCUUCUCUUAUUGUUCCUCAAAUGGGUGGAGACAAUAAAGAUAAAGCCCGUGUGAUUCAGACAUUGCUAUUCAUGGCUGGAAUCAAUACACUUCUUCAAACAUUUCUUGGGACGCGACUUCCUACAGUGAUGAGUGCAUCCUCUGCAUAUAUGAUACCAGUUAUGUCUAUUGUCAAUGAUUUCUCUAAUAGUGUCUUCACAGAUGAGCAUGAGAGAUUUGUUCAUACGGUGAGAGCUAUUCAAGGGUCUCUGAUUGUCUCUUCUUUUAUUAAUAUCAUACUCGGGUACAGUAAGGCAUGGGGGAAUUUUACAAGGUUCUUCAGUCCUGUUGUCAUUGUUCCAAUGGUCUGUGUUGUGGGUCUUGGUCUGUUUGGGAGGGGCUUCCCUCGGGUUGCUGACUGCAUUGAAACUGGUCUGCCCAUGCUAAUUCUAUUGGUUAUCUGCCAGCAAUAUUUGAAGUAUGUUCAUGAUACCACAUAUUCCCUACUUGAGAGGUUUGCCUUGCUUUUCUGCAUUGCAAUUGUCUGGGCUUUUGCUGCUAUCCUUACCGUUGGUGGUGCUUACAACGGUGUCCGUGAGCAGACUAAGAUCAAUUGUCGCACUGACCGUUCUUACCUGAUGUCAUCAGCUCCUUGGAUUAGAAUUCCGUACCCUUUUCAGUGGGGCCCACCCAUUUUCCGUGCCAGUCAUGUCUUUGGCAUGAUGGGAGCAGCACUUGUUUCAUCGGCUGAGUCAACCGGAACAUAUUUCGCUGCUGCACGUUUUUCAGGUGCUACACCACCUCCAACACAUGUCCUUAGUCGAAGCAUUGGCCUGCAGGGUAUUGGCACGCUGCUUGAUGGGAUAUUUGGUGCUGCUGUUGGUACUAGCGCAUCGGUUGAAAAUGUUGGCCUUCUUGGAUUGACACAUGUAGGGAGCCGGAGAGUAGUCCAGCUAUCAACUACAUUCAUGAUCUUCUUCUCAAUAUUUGGGAAGUUUGGGGCCUUUUUUGCAUCAAUUCCAUUGCCAAUAUUUGCUGCUGUAUACUGUGUUCUAUUUGGACUUGUUGCUGCUGUUGGAAUUUCAUUUAUUCAGUUCACCAACAAUAAUUCCAUGAGAAAUAUUUACAUCUUGGGUCUCACUCUCUUCCUGGGAAUAUCCAUUCCUCAAUAUUUUUCUGAAUACUCUGCUUCGAGUGGCCAUGGACCGGUCAAAUCAGGUGGAGGAUGGUUCAAUGACAUUUUGAAUUCAAUAUUCUCAUCACCUCCAACUGUGGCAAUGAUUGUUGGGACGCUGCUUGAUAAUACACUGGAUGCCAGGCGUGCAGCUGAAGACAGAGGAUUGCCUUGGUGGGUGCCCUUCCAGAAUAGGAAGGGAGAUGUCAGAAAUGAUGAGUUCUACAGCCUUCCCCUUAGAAUACAUGAAAAGAUACGGACAAUGUCUCGGUGGGAAGUUUCAGAUCAAUCCACUAUAGAAACACAGAACGGCUUCCAAGGAUUGGCAGAAGAAGUGAUACGGUGGAUGUUUAAGGUUGGUGUAGAGGAAAAAUGGUCAGUGUUCAUUGAAAUGUUUGCUGGCUUGUGGGUGCUUUCUUUGCUUUCUGGGUUGUUCGAUUUCCUUACUUUCUCAUAUAUCGGUAUAGUGAUGGGCAUGACUAUUCCGUUCAUUUAUUUCAAGUGCGAGAGUAGUCUAAAGGGGAUAGGGGAGCGUAUGGGGAGGCGAAUGCACCAAAUGGUGGAAGAUAUGUUCCUCGGAGAGAGGGAGUAUAAGCACAAGUAAAUAAGAGAGUGAGUUUACUCGUAAGCACUGCUGUAUUAAAUGUUUUUGUGGGGAAGGGAUGCAUGCAAGGUCAAAUGAACUCCAUCAACGACUUGUACAAAAGGGGGAGGGGUGUUUUGUCAUUUCAGGAGGGGCUUUGUCCCCAUCCAAGGUCCUAUGCGUGUCAUGCACAAUUUUUUUUUUUUUUUUU